Schizophyllum commune H4-8 is the source of this 2008-nucleotide messenger RNA. RefSeq lists its product as uncharacterized. The coding region runs from base 113 to 1801 and encodes 562 amino acids. The transcript is spliced from 4 exons. Lineage: Eukaryota; Fungi; Basidiomycota; Agaricomycetes; Agaricales; Schizophyllaceae. The record is from RefSeq and is a predicted model, not a curated record.
GUUCAUCUCACUCUGCCUGCCUGUCCGACAUUCGUUUCCCCUACCAAAAAGCGCACGAUAGACUACGCUCCUUUAAUUCACAAGCUCACUUGGCCUUCCCCGGCAUGAACCCAUGGGCUUCUUCUCUACCCGCCGAGAAGAUGUCGUCGACAGCGAGCGCUCCAGCUCUGUCGUGCAGGUUAUACGGUCCAGAUUCUACGGAAAGGGGAAGGGAAAGGAGCGCGAGCUCGAGCACGGACAUACCGUCUCCGAGUCGUACAUCCCUCAGCAGACCCCCGCGGAGGUCUUAUCUGGCCCGCCCAAGUCCGCGCGCCUGCACCAUGCGCGGAGCGUACCCCUCCCCACCAAAACCCACUUCUCGGGCGCGCAGUCUGCACCGAGCAGCCCCCUUGUGCAGCGAACGGACAUGCCGCCUCCCCCGGUGCCCCCCUCGCGAUCCGCGCCGUCUAAUAACAAGGAGAACGGCGCCAGCCCGCGCAAGCAGACCGAUACGGCCACCGUGACACUUGCUCAGCGUCUGGAUGAGCUGAGAGUCGCGAAUGCGGAGGGGUUGCUGAACGACGAUGAAUACCGCUUGCUGCGCCAGAACCUCUUUGAGCGAUUCUCCAGCGCUGCCACCGUGCCCACCGAGGCCCCUGUCGUCCCAGUGACAGGCCGCUCGCAGCCCGCCUCCCCUCGCCCCAAAUCCAACUUCGUCGUCGAGCGCGAGACGGCCAAUCGCACGCCCUCCUUGCGCUCCUCCUCGAACAAACGCUCCUCCCUCUCCCUCUCGACGAACAUGUCCAACAUGAUGAAGUUCAAGCGCACGCCAUCCACGUCCCGAGAUUACAGCGAGACGUCAAGCGUGCGUUCCUUCGCGUCAAACGCGUCCACCAGCGUGUGGCCUCGACUGAAGAAGAAGACAAGCAACUCGUCAAUUUCGACGAGCGCGUCGGUGCAGCCAGAUACCGCUUCUGUCACCUCCUCCCGCAUUGCCGGCGCCCACCGCAAGGCCGGCUCCUCUCAUGUUCCGCACCAUCUUUCGCACUUCUCGCGCGAUAACACGCGCUCCACGGGCAGCAUCCGCAAACUCGCGAACCCGCCGUCCUCCUUCAGCCUUUCGCGCGCAGCGACAGCGGAGAAGCUGCCCUCCGCGUCCUUCGAGGACGUCUUCGACGAGGCGAACUUACAGACUGCGGCAGACAUUCGCGCGGCCAUCGCUUCGGUGGAGGCGGAGGGCCGUCGACUGAUGGACGCGUUCAAUGGGCUCGAGCUUACGGCACUCACGCGGGCGCAGGCCAAGGGGUCGGCGGUGACACUCACCUCGAUGCCGCCUCCUCCGCAGCCAGUCGAUAUCGACAGCGUGUCGGUGCGCUCGGGCGGCUCUGCGCGCACUGCAGCCUCCCGCUCCGUCCGCCGCGUCGGUCGGUCAGGCUUGUCCACCGGCUCGCAUCCAGUUUCUCUCCACCGGAAGCCCAGCGUCAGCAGUACCGGGACCAGCGGAACCUCCAGCACCGGAGCCGGGCGCCUGGCUCCGCCUCCUGUCCCCGCACUACCGAUCGGCCAGCUGAGCACGGGGAGCACAUCGAGCGUCAACCUGGUGCGCUCGCCGAUGCGUACCGUGCCAGAGGAUGGCGGGACGUCGGGGAGGCCGUCGUUGGAGUGGAGCGCGACGCAGGACCCCGGAGCUUCCGCACAUACGGAAAUGGAAGACAUUCGGCGGCGGCGGGAGGAGGUGAGCGCACGAUACGAGGCGCGGCUGGAAUACCUGCGCGCCAAGUUGAAGGGCGCCGUGUUGCAUGAGAAGCUGCUGAAGAAGUAGCUUGGCUCCCAUCUUAUUCUUUCAGUCAACGACCCUGCUCGUGCGUCGCCAUAGCGUGAGCUGCAGGUUCGAAUGACCCCUUUGGUUUUGGUUUUCUUAUGCUCUUCGUUCUUACCGCCAUGCUAUCCCAUGUACGUUACUGAUACCUCUCGGGUUACCUUGUGCACAUGUAUAUCGCUUCAGGCUUAGACACGUCGUUCUCUGGGA